AUGAUUACUGUGGAAUCACGCAUCUUUAUGUGGGCCUCGAAGAUGUGUGGAUUCCAGAGCCAUUCAUCACAGGACUUCCGCCACCGCCUAUCAGACAUUCGGUGUGGAUUAACCAUACUGGCGAACUCACAGCGUUUUUCCCUACGUUUCACUUCAACGGUAUGCAAGCUUCAGGUACAAUGA
Messenger RNA from Ostertagia ostertagi, 183 nucleotides. The record is from the annotation of a GenBank genome assembly. NCBI's taxonomy places the organism in Eukaryota, Metazoa, Nematoda, Chromadorea, Rhabditida, Trichostrongylidae.